This is a messenger RNA of Arabidopsis thaliana (thale cress), 1020 nucleotides long. Its product is annotated as basic helix-loop-helix (bHLH) DNA-binding superfamily protein. The coding region runs from base 211 to 771 and encodes 186 amino acids. The transcript has 3 exons. Gene Ontology annotation, molecular function: DNA-binding transcription factor activity; protein dimerization activity. Gene Ontology annotation, cellular component: nucleus. Gene Ontology annotation, biological process: regulation of DNA-templated transcription; regulation of transcription by RNA polymerase II. NCBI's taxonomy places the organism in Eukaryota, Viridiplantae, Streptophyta, Magnoliopsida, Brassicales, Brassicaceae. The record is from RefSeq and is marked reviewed.
AUAACCAAACCCUUUUACUAUCUUUUUUCCGACUCCCAUAUCUUUUUUUUUUCCGACUCCCAUAUUAUUCAACUUUACAACAAAUCCCUGACUAGAGCAAAUCCCAGAGCACAAGAUCAGAUCCUUCUGUCUCAUCAUCAUCAUCAUUAUUAUAAUCAUAAUUACAAGAAGAAUCGUUGUUCAAAAUAAUUAACGUAUAACGACUUCUAGAUGAAUAAUUUUCAGGAGAAGAAAAGAAGGCGUAGUAAAACGCCGAGAGUUUGUAAUAACGAAGAAAACAUGGAGAAGUUAGUACAUAAAGAAAUUGAGAAACGAAGGAGACAAGAAAUGGCUUCUCUCUACGCGUCUCUCCGCUCUCUUCUCCCUUUAGAGUUCAUCCAGGGAAAACGUUCAACGUCAGAUCAGGUGAAAGGGGCAGUGAAUUACAUAGACUAUUUGCAAAGGAAUAUCAAAGACAUAAAUUCCAAGAGAGAUGACCUCGUGUUAUUGUCUGGACGAAGCUUUAGGAGUAGUAAUGAACAAGAAUGGAAUGAGAUUUCGAAUCAUGUCGUGAUUCGUCCGUGUUUGGUCGGCAUAGAGAUAGUGUUGAGCAUUCUCCAAACGCCAUUCUCAAGCGUUCUGCAAGUGCUUCGUGAACACGGUCUCUAUGUUCUUGGCUACAUCUGUUCCAGUGUAAAUGAUAGACUCAUUCAUACUCUACAGGCUGAGGUCAACGAUCUGGCUUUGAUCGACUUAGCAGACCUUAAGGAUACACUUACCCUGAUGAAGUAAUUCAAAUAAUCAAACGUUUUUUUUCAGUAGAUUCCUUUUAACUUCUCAAACCAAAACGAUGUAUAUAUAUGGUUCUUAGUACUUUUACUGUGUAUUUAUCUAGCUACUUUAAAGAAUUUGUGCGUAAGAAACUAAUGCUAGCUAGCUUUAAUAUCACAACCAUCUCUUACAUAUUAUAUAAACUAUGGUCCAUCUAAACUUUUUCUUUAUCAUUGAUGUUUUGACUAUCUUGUUUAUUCACAGAAAAAA